CCAUGCCUUUAGUUUUCUCUCUCUCUCUCUCGUUUUUGCCUUAGUAUAGUAUAUAGAUAGAUUUGGGACUGAGGAUUCAAUAAAUAACUUAUUUUACCGCAUUCAAAUUCAGAAAAUAACCACUGGCUACUAGCAGACUGGUCAAUCCUUAAUAAGGCUCUUUGCCUCUUUUUCAGUGCUGUUCAUUAAUGCUAAUAAGUUGAGUCCAUCUGUUUAGUAAUUAUUUAUUUCAAAUUAUCAUCAUUAUUAAUUUAUACUAAUAAGCACCUUGUUAAUGUUGGGAAAAAUAAUUUACUUUAGCAUUGUCUUCUAAUCUCAACUUGUCAAUCCUUCUCUGAAUUCUGUAAUACUAGUAUUAAAGGUUUACAAAUUUCUUACAACCUUCCUUUUCAUUCUGAUCUUCAUUUUACCUUAUUUAUCUUUAUUUUGUUUGAUCAGCACUGCACUACUAAAAAUAAAAAAUAAAAAAAUUUCUAUUCUUUGAAAGAAAAUGUCUGCCACCACUGGAUUACAUUUGCCCUCUUUACAGCUAUUCCCACAUGAUUCUGAUCAUGUAUUUGUCAUUUCACUUUUUUUUUUUUUUUGGUCGAAAAAAGAAAUUAUUCAGUAGUUAUUGCUACGCAUAACAUGUACAUGGGCUUAGCUUGUAAGGAUAAUCUAGCUGCCUGCUUAAUUAGCUUAGCUUUUGGGUGAAACAAAUAUAAAGAACGAUAUCUUUAGCAUAUUGGAAAAAACAAAUGGAUAAACAUAAAUAAAAGAUGCUGUGAGCGUGGGUACCUUUCAGGGUACAGAACAAUAAUAACAUUGCAUGACAACGAAACUCCAUUUUGCAUUUUACAUCUCUUUUUCGCUUCUUUUCUUUUUGUUACAACUUUUUACAUCUCUGAAGCUAUCUUUUUUUUUUUUUUUUCUUUUGACAUUUCUGAUGAAAACCAUUUAGUUCAAAGAGAAAAAGAAAUGCAAAACUAUGUCUACAUGGAUUAAUGGCAACUUGAUCCUAUUACUAAGGAUUAUUUAUUUUCCAGAGUGUUGUUUCUUCAAGAAACUAACUAGGGAUUAUCUAUGAAAUGGUGAAAACAGCAUUUCAGAGUAUAGCCAAUAUUAGCUGAGUUGAUAUGGACGCAGAAAGUGUAACCAAUUCAGAGGUAUCCCAGGAGGUUAAGGUUGUUGAAGCAAACGGAGGAGUUGACUUGCCUGAUCCAUCUUCCAUUAAGGAGCAAGUCAUGGAGAAAGGAGGAAAGAAAGAAGAAGAAGACACUGCUUUUGACGGGGAAUUUAUUAAGGUAGAGAAGGAAGCAUUUGAUCCAAAGGAUUCGCAUGUUCAAGAACCAGAAACCAUUCCUGUUGUUGAGGAACCAGCUGCUGCAGAUCAAAGCUCAGGUGUUUCAUCCACCAGCCGGGAAGUAUUGGAAGCACAGGAAAAGGCUAGUGAACUUCAGCAUGAACUGGAGAGAGUUGCGGGAGCGCUCAAGGAUUCUGAAUCUCAGAAUGUACAGUUGAAACAUGACCUUUCAACACUGAAGGAAUUAUUGGAAAAAACUGAGAAGAAGUAUGAAGAGCUUGACCUCAGUCACCAGCAAUUGCAGCAGAAAAAUGUGGAAUCAGAAGAGAGAUAUAGUGCUCAGCUCAAAGCUCUGGAGGAGGCUUUACAAUCUCAAGAAACUAAAGACAAGGAGUUGAUCCAAGUUAAGGAAGCCUUGGAUUCUCUUAAUCUUGAGUUUGAUGACUCGAAAAAGAAACUAGAAGCACUUGAACAAGAGCUACAAGCUUCUGCAAAUGAAGCUCGGAAGUUUGAGGAGUUGCAUAAAGAAAGUGGUUCACAGGCUGAAUCAGAAAACAAAAGGGCAUUGGAAUUGGGGCAGUCACUUGAGGUUGCCAAAUUAAGUGCAAAAGAAAUGGAAGAACAGCUGACAUCUUUGAAGGAGGAGCUUAGUGCCCUAAAUGAAAAGAUUGCUGACAAUGAGAAGGUUGAAGCUGCACUAAAGGCCACAACAGCAGAGCUUUCAACAGUUCAAGGGGAGUUGGAGCUUUCAAGAUCCCAAGUGGAAGAUGUUGAGAAGAGGCUUGCUUCAAAAGAAGCUGUUCUGCAAGAAUUGAGCCAAGAAUUGGAAGCCGUAAAGGCUUCUGAAUCUCAGCUGAAGGAAGAUUUAUCGGCCUUACAAAAUCUGUUUUCUUCAACCAAAGAAGAAUUUCAGUCAAAAGUUUCAGAUUUGGAAGAUGCCAAAUUGAAGCUGCAGGUGGAAGUCGGUGCAAAGGAGCUUGUUGAAGCUAAUUCAAAAAUCCAGGAAGAAAAAGUCUCGCAAUUGCAGGAGGAACUGGCGAAUAUUUUGAAGGACAAAGAAGCACUAGAAGCUACUGUUGCGGAUUUAACCAGUAGUGCAGCUCAGAUGAAGGAGUUGUGCAGUGACUUGGAGGCUAAGUUGCAGAAGUCAGAUGAGAACUUUGCCAAAACAGAUUCUCUGUUGACUGAAGCAUUGGCAAACAGUAAAGAGCUGGAAAAGAAGUUGAAGACAUUGGAAGAUCUUCAUCAAGAAUCUGGAAAUGCUGCAGAAACUGCAAACCAGAAGAAUCUUGAGCUGGAGGAAAUUCUGCGAGCCUCAAAUACUGCAGCAGAUGAAGCAAAAUCACAGUUGACAGAACUUGAGACACGUUGUGUUUUAGCAGAACAGAGGACUACAGAGCUUGAACAGCUUUUGAAUCUGGUGGAACUAAGGAGCAAUGAUGCUGAGAGAGAGCUGAGGGAGUCUUCUCUGAAAAUAUCUGAACUGAAUACAGCUAUAGAAAAGGCCGCAGAAGAAAAGGAAUUGCUAAAUGCUCAAAUAGAAGAGUAUCAGCAGAAAGUAGCUGAACUGGAGUCUCAUGUGGGUCAAUCAACAGAGCGACAUGCGGAGCUUGAGUUGGAGUUGAAGAAUGUCACAGGGAAAUGUGCGGAACACGAGGGGCAAGUUACUACAAUGCAGCAGCGCAGCCUUGAACUUGAGGAUUUGAUUCAGGCAUCACAUUCCAAAGCGGAAGAAGCAAGCAAAAGAGCAAGUGAGCUGGAGUUAUUGCUGGAGACAGAGAAGUACAGGAUUCAGGAGCUCGAAGAACAAAUAGCAAAUUCAGAUAAGAAGUCCCAGGAUUCGGAGGCUGAGUCGAAGUACCAUUUGCAAAAAGUUUCUGAACUUGAGUCGGAAAUAGAAGCAUAUAAAUCCAAAGCAUCAAGCUUGGAAAUUGCUCUUCAAGAAGCCACAGAAAAGGAAAAGGAACUGAACGAAUGCUUAGCUGUAAUGACAGAAGAGAAAAAAGUUCUAGAAGAUGCAUCUAGAAGUUUAACUGAAAAAAUAGCUGAAUCGGAAGGUCUUAUUCAAGUCUUGCAGAAUGAGACAAAAGAUGCUCGAGAGAAAUUGGAGAGCCUUGAAAAUGAUCUCAAGGCUGCUGGCAUAAAGGAAACUGAAUUUAUGGAGAAGCUCAAGGCUGCCGAGGAUCAGCUUGGCCAUCACGGAAAGUUGUUGGAGCAAGCUACAGCUAGAAGUUUGGAGCUAGAAUCCUUACAUGAGACUCUAACAAAGGAUUCAGAAACAAAACUCCAAGAGGCUAUGGCAAAUUUCUCCAGCAAAGACUUGGAGGCUAAAUCAUUAUAUGAUAAACUAGGUAUGCUGGAAGAUCAAGUAAAGAAUUAUGAAGAGCAAUUGGCUGAGUCCACUGGAAAAUCGAGCUCUCUGAAGGAAGAAUUGGAGCAGACUUUGCUGAAGCUAACUUCAUUAGAAACUGUCAAUGAGGAUCUUUCAAGAAAGAUUUCUGAAAUUGAAAACAAGUCUUCUCAGUACUUUUCAGAGAAUGAGAUGUUAGCUGAGACUAAUGCUCAGCUGAAGACCAAAGUCAAUGAACUCGAAGAACUGCUACAGUCAUCAUCAGCGGAAAAGGAAGCUGCCGCCCUGCAACUUGCUUCACACAUGAACACUAUCACGGAAUUGACAGAGAAGCAUUCCAGAGCUUCUGAGCUCCAUUUAGCUGCUGAAUCUCGAGUUUCAGAAGCUGAAAAGCAGUUACAAGAAGCUAUUGAGAGAUUAAGCCAUCAUGAUUCUGAAGCUAAAGACUUGACUGCAAAGUUGAGUGAUCAAGAAACUCAGCUGAAGGCAUACGAAGAACAGGCCCACGAAUCAUCUACAGUUUCCGAAAGCCGAAAAAUUGAACUGGAGCAGACUCAAGCAAAACUAAGCAACCUAGAACACAUCAUAGAGGAACUGGAAGCCAAGUUGAGUCAGACUCAACAGGAGAGUGAAAAGUUGGCCGAAACAAAUGUAAAACUUGCAGAGGAACUUGCAUCUUACGAAUCAAAAACAACUGAUUCACAAAAAGAACUUGCAGCUGCACUAGCUGAGAAAGAUGAAGCAGUUGAAAAACUUGGUGAUGCAAACAAAACCAUUGAGGACCUUACAAAGCAGCUACAUUCUGAAGGGGAGAGGCUACAAUCUCAGAUAUCUUCUGUAGUAGAAGAAAAGAGUUUGCUCGCAGAAGCGCACGAGAGUUCCAAGAAGGAGCUUCAUGCUGUGGUAACACGUCUUGAGGAACAACUAAAGGAACAGGGGUCUAGUGAGAGUAAUUUGAAAGCAGAGAUGGAAGCUCUCAAGGCUGAGAUUCGUCGAAAGUCUUUAUUGGAGAAGCAACACCUAGAAGAGCUGGAAGCAAAAUUAACAGGCUAUGAGCAGAAGGAAUCUUCCUCUCAGAAGCAGUUGGAAGAGCUAGAAGCUAAGAACAAACAGGUCCUGGUUCUGGAAAAGCAAUUGAAAGAACUAGAGCAGAAAUUGCAGCUGGCUGAUGCCAAAUCCAAAGAGGAUGUUGGAGGGAUUAAUGUCGAAUCCAGGGAUUUUGAACCAAGCAUCUCGACUCCAUCAAAACGGAAGAGUAAGAGGAGGUCCGAAGCCACCUCUUCUACUCAAGCAUUGUCUUCAGAAACACAAGCGACGGAAGCAUCAUCUCCUCUCUCCACAUUGAAAUUCAUCUUGGGAGUGGCCUUGGUUUCAGUGAUAGCUGGCAUUAUUCUAGGUAAAAGGUAUUGAACCGGGUUUUCAGGUUACUGAUGGUUGUUUUUCUUUGGUCUUUUUUCCUUUUUUCUUGGUUGCUUAUUGGACGUCACUGUAAGAAAGAAAUGCAGAAAAAGCUUGUUAGCAUUCUGUCUAGAUUUAUUACAUACAUAGUUUGGAUUGGAGGGGUUUUCUCUUUUUCGGGUGAAGGGGAAUUGGUUUUUUUGAUUUACAUCCCCCCCCUGCAUUGCCUGUAUCAUAUGUUACCAGUAUUCUUUUACAACAGGAAAAAGACAAAUCUGAUUGAUCGAGUGUAAUGCGGUUUUUGCGUUUGCAACUGUUUCAUUAGCUUGGCAGAUUUUACAUAGUGUGCCCCGUCCCAAAAUGAUUGUCGUGGAGAGUGCACCAAACAUUUUCAUGGUCCAACCAUCAUAAUUGGAAAACAACAAAUUAGUUCUGGUUCUCUUCCCAUGUUUUUGAGUGUGUUGAAUAGAUUCUUCUCCCGCAUCUAUUGGCUGUACAAAGAGGGACUUGGAUGUUGACAUAUCAUUCCAUCAUCCAGUCACUCUAGUCCUCUUUACCAUUAUUAUGAUUUGUGUUAUUCUUCUUCACUGACAAAAAUCCCAGAAAAAAAGAAGCGCAUUACUAUAUCUAGUUUAUUGAUUGGAACAGUCCAAGAAGAUGAAGCCAAAAAUGGUGUUCAUCCCAUUGUUAUAGGUAUCUGUGGUGGACGAAUGCUGCAAUGGGUGGGUGUUCUUACAUGGUUUAAUUGCCUUGUGAAAGAACUCAAAUAGGGUCUGCAAUGGCCAGUUCCACCAGGUGCAUUUUGUCUUAUAGGGUUUCUUAAAAUUGCGCAUAUAUCUAGCUAUCUCAUGCAGCUGACAUUCCUGCUAUUUGAUUGAAUCGCUCGAUUUAACUGAGUAUUUACAUUUAUCAUAC
Molecule: messenger RNA, 5945 nt
Organism: Oldenlandia corymbosa var. corymbosa
Lineage: Eukaryota; Viridiplantae; Streptophyta; Magnoliopsida; Gentianales; Rubiaceae
Source: the annotation of a GenBank genome assembly